Molecule: messenger RNA, 1326 nt
Organism: Brassica oleracea var. oleracea
Lineage: Eukaryota; Viridiplantae; Streptophyta; Magnoliopsida; Brassicales; Brassicaceae
Exons: 1
Coding region: 1-1326 (441 amino acids)
Molecular function (GO): RNA-DNA hybrid ribonuclease activity; nucleic acid binding
Source: RefSeq, a predicted model, not a curated record
AUGGGUGGAGGGGUGUUCUACAUGGAAGAGGCCUCCGAAAGACUAACCUGGGGGAAGGCUAUAGGUAAUGGGCAAACUACAAGACUAUGGAAGCAUUCUUGGAUCUCCCUAGAAAAAAACCUAAAGCCUAUGGGUCCUGUUCAGGAAGCAGCACUUGACCUAACAGUUGCAGACCUGCUCACAUCGGAUUUGCAAUGGAAUAAACAGAGAAUAGAAAAAUUGUUACCGCUAUUCGUUGAUGAGAUCCAGUGUUUGCAACCGAGCUUGAGAGGGUUGGAAGACUCCUUCAUCUGGCAGAAUACCAAAUCUGGAGUUUACUCGACCAAAUCAGGCUACUAUGUAGCGUCUCUACCUACUACAAAUACACCAAUUGGUAUUCCAGAUACAGCUUUCAGUUGGAUAAAAGAUGUUUGGGCUGGGAAAUUUUCACCAAAUGUGAGAGCAUUCAUGUGGUCAGUGAUUCAUAAUGCACUUCCACUUGGGAAAAACCUGCAGGUUAGAGGCAACCUAUCAGCGGCUGCUUGUAUUAGAUGCAAAGAGGAAGAGACAGCAGUCCAUUGUUUCUUUACUUGCCCUUUCGCUGAAAAUGUCUGGAGUUUGAUUCCGCUACUCAGAGCAGUCCACAUAGCUGCCAAUGCCUCGCUCCAAGAGAUCGUGGUUCAAUUUAGGACUGUAGUGUGCCUCCCUUUAGUAGGUAUCUCACAUAAUAUCCUCCCUUGGAUCCUUUGGGCAAUUUGGACGUCUCGCAACAUUCUCUUGUUUGAAAACCGCUACAUAUCACCUGAAGAGACAGCAAGUAGAGGUUUGAGUUUAGCUAGAGAAUGGACACAAGCACAAGUAUCGACCAAGCAGUCUACUACAGUACCUUCGAGCAGUAGAGAACGCUCAGGACAAGAAAGAGAAGCUAGUACUCCCGGAAACCUAAUCAAUUGCUUGACCGACGCGGCUUGGGAUAAGAUGGGGAAGAACGCAGGCUUCGGAUGGGUCUUCGAAGGACAAUCUCUGGAAUCUCCGAUCCAUGGAUCAAUGGGACAAAGCUUCAUCGGCUCUUCACUCAUUGCAGAAGCAAUUGCGAUGCGAUCUACUCUGUGCUUGGCGCUAACUCUAGGCUUCUCAACGCUUAGGGUUUCCUCCGACAACUCAACGCUCAUCGGAGCAAUUUCUGGCAACAUUCAGUCAAAAGAAAUCAUCGGUAUAGUCUCAGACAUCCGCUCGAUCUCCUCUGGAUUUGCAUCAAUCGGAUUCUCUCGUCUCCAUAGAUCAAAGAACACUGUUGCUCAUAGUUUAGCAAAGAAGGCUCUUAACGUCUUUUCUUUUUCUGUGUAA